This is a messenger RNA of Telopea speciosissima, 480 nucleotides long. RefSeq lists its product as uncharacterized. The record is from RefSeq and is a predicted model, not a curated record. The coding region runs from base 1 to 480 and encodes 159 amino acids. The transcript has a single exon. Gene Ontology annotation, molecular function: nucleic acid binding; RNA-DNA hybrid ribonuclease activity. Lineage: Eukaryota; Viridiplantae; Streptophyta; Magnoliopsida; Proteales; Proteaceae.
AUGGAGGUCUCCCUCCUUGGCCUGAGGCCGUGGAAGCUUUUCUUCGAUGGGUCGAAGACCAAGCAGGGGGUCGGGGCAGGAGUUGUCUUGCGGUCACCAGAAGGAACAGAGACUCAAGUAGCCUUUCGGCUUGACUUCCCUUGUUCAAACAACCAGGCCGAAUACGAGGCUCUCAUACUAGGGUUGGGCCUGCUUCUGGGCCUUAAGGCUGACACCAUAGAGAUCAUUGGAGACUCGCAGCUGGUGAUCAAACAGUUGGCUGGGGAGUAUCGGUGUGAGAGCGAACACUUGGUGGACUACUUUACGCAGGCCAAGAAGCUGAUCGAAGGAUUCCAGGACAUAGUGGUUCGCCACGUCCCAAGAUCGAGGAAUCAGGUCGCAAAAUGGGUUAGCUCAAGUAGCGUAUGGCAUCGGUCUGCCAGAGGGCAGUACAGAGAAAACUAUCAUCAUCAAAAGGUAGGCACGGUCCACAUUCUGUGA